This is a messenger RNA of Colletotrichum tamarilloi, 183 nucleotides long. RefSeq lists its product as uncharacterized. Lineage: Eukaryota; Fungi; Ascomycota; Sordariomycetes; Glomerellales; Glomerellaceae. The record is from RefSeq and is a predicted model, not a curated record. The transcript has a single exon. The coding region runs from base 1 to 183 and encodes 60 amino acids.
AUGAUGAUAUCGAUUCAGCUCGGUCCGCUCCUAAUUCCAUUUGGACUUGUUGAUGGGAAUUCUCCUCUUCUGUUAUGUCUUUUUGGCAUCUGGAACAUAUUGAAACUGAGAAGAUUUUGUGCAGCCUAUCAUCUUGCGGAAGUUAGACUUAGUCCGCAUCACUCCACGUCCCAGCGAAUUUAG